UCUCUCUCUCUCCGGCAGGCUCGAGACGAACCACACUUUUCACAACAGCGCGGUAAAAUUUUCAUACGCGACCCAGAUACCCAAUGCUCAGCACAAGUCUCGUGUAACCUACUUUUGCAGCUACGUUCUGAUAGAUUCGUUCACCGUCGACGAUGUCUGAUGAAGCAUACGAUGUCGUGGUUGUCGGGGCAGGCGUGGAGGGGUCGGCAGCUGCCUAUUACCUGGCCAAGAGGGGGAAGAAGACUCUGCUGUUAGAACAGGCCAACACGGCUGAGAUACAGCAUCGGCAUACUCAAAUGGAGUUGUUUUCUGCCAGUCUUCCCGCUUCCACACAGUCGGGGCAGCUCUCACGGCCAGUCUCGCAUCACCCGCAAGGCCUACCCCCAGGACUUCUACACAGAGAUGAUGCAUGAAGCCACCGACAUCUGGCGGCAACUGGAGAGAGAAGCCGGGUGGGAGGUGUUCAGGCCCGCUGGUUACCUGGCUAUAGGGGAACAUAACGGUGUAUUUCUUAAGGAUAACGUCAGUUCCCUCACGCGGAACGACGCUCCGUUCCAAUACCUGCCACCACCCGACUUCCGCCGUCGCUACCCUAUGCUGGCAUACCCCGACAACUUCGCUGCCAUCGUCGACACCGACGGGGGCAUUCUUCGGGCCGACAAGGCGCUCCUUGCCUACCAGACAACGUUCAAGAAAUAUGGAGGACGCCUUAUCGACGGUGCCAUGGUAACCAAUAUCAGACGAGGUAAUAUUAUUACCCUGGAGACGCCCAACGCCACCUACCGGGGUAGAAGCGUGAUCAUAUGUCCAGGUCCCUGGGCGUCCCAGAUACUUCGUCCAUUUGGCGUCAAGCUUCCACUUAAGGUUAUACGGAUCUGUGUGCUGUACUGGAAGGAGCGGCAGCCGGGUAGUCAUCACGCUAGCAAACUACCGACAUUCUUUGAAGAAAAUUGCUGUGAUGGUUACUCUAUCUACGGCCUUCCUAGCGAGGAAUACCCCGGACACGUGAAGAUGUGUCUUCACUUCGGUCCUGAAAUUGACGUUGAGUCACGUGACCAGGUAGACGUGAAGUGGGUGAUUGAUCUGAUGAAGACCUACGUCCGAACUCACUUCCCUGGUCUGGAGGCAGCGCCCUCUAUCAUGGAGCCAUGCAUAUACACGAACACGCCUGACAGUCACCCCGUCAUUGACUACCUCCCCGGCUCCCGCAACAUCGUCCUCGGUGCCGGCUUCUCAGGUCAUGGCUUCAAGCUGUCCCCUGUGGUGGGCAAGGUCCUGGGUCAGCUGGCGUGUGGGGAGACGCCCUCCUACAGCCUCACCCCCUUCAGGAUAGACAGGUUUCCCCCUCAGGCCGGCCUCUGACGGGACAGUCUCAUGCCCGCGUCGUGUGUAUGUGAUCAGUGACGAUGAAUUAAAACUGUGGGACCCUG
Molecule: messenger RNA, 1430 nt
Organism: Haliotis rufescens (red abalone)
Lineage: Eukaryota; Metazoa; Mollusca; Gastropoda; Lepetellida; Haliotidae
Product: peroxisomal sarcosine oxidase-like
Exons: 9
Coding region: 403-1362 (319 amino acids)
Cellular component (GO): peroxisome
Molecular function (GO): L-pipecolate oxidase activity; sarcosine oxidase activity; flavin adenine dinucleotide binding
Source: RefSeq, a predicted model, not a curated record